Messenger RNA from Antechinus flavipes (yellow-footed antechinus), 6756 nucleotides. RefSeq names its product DEAD-box helicase 3 X-linked (gene DDX3X). Gene Ontology annotation, cellular component: P granule; nucleus. Gene Ontology annotation, biological process: cell differentiation; gamete generation. Gene Ontology annotation, molecular function: ATP binding; RNA helicase activity; RNA binding. The record is from RefSeq and is a predicted model, not a curated record. Lineage: Eukaryota; Metazoa; Chordata; Mammalia; Dasyuromorphia; Dasyuridae. Bases 570 to 2597 code for a protein of 675 amino acids. The transcript is spliced from 17 exons.
GUUGUUAGCCAUUUGUGAUGCUUCUACUCUUAGGGGCCUUAAAUUUGGCCUUCAGGCAUGGGAGGUUUGAAAGGAAAAAAUUCUAAAAUUCCGAUUUUGAUGGAAUAGAAUUUUGUGAUGAAGUAUUGGGGAGGGCAUUCAGCUAUAGUUUAUAUACAUUUGAGAAAAAAAUGCCAGCAGUCUUUGUGUGAGAAUUGAAAGGAUGUGGCAUGGAGAGGAUUAUAGCAAUGCCACUUAGGCCUUUUCCAAGAAAAAGUCCAUUGUUAUGUUUAAAUGAAUUCAGGUACUUGAUUGAUUCUGCAGAUGUAACAGCGAUUAAGGUUUUCAUCUGUCAUGAGCAGCUAGGAGACCAGGGAUUACCCAAAUAUCCAUUGGGAUAUUUUACUUCUUGAUUCUGAUUAAGUUCUGAAAGUAAAUGUUGUAGUCUUAUUAGGUGUGUUUGCCAGUAAAACGUACUUGUCCAAAAUUAGCCUUAUGCAACAGCCUAGUAAAACUGGUUGGCAACAAUGACCGGGAAUCUGAGUAUUGGGCAUUUGCAGUUUGGAGGACUUUGAGGGAUCUGUUUCAUAAUGAUGCCAUCAUUUGUCUGUGAACUGUCGUUUUUUGCUGGCCUAGACCUGAAUUCUUCAGAUAAUCAGAGUGGAGGAGGUACAGCGAGUAAAGGACGUUAUAUUCCUCCUCAUUUAAGGAACAGAGAAGCUUCUAAGGGUUUCUAUGAUAAAGAUAGUUCAGGGUGGAAUUCUGGUAAAGAUAAGGAUGCAUAUAGCAGUUUUGGCUCUCGUAGUGAUGCAAGAGGAAAGUCCAGUUUCUUCAGUGAUCGUGGAAGUGGAUCAAGAGGAAGAUUUGAUGAUCGUGGAAGAAGUGACUACGAUGGCAUUGGCAGUCGUGGUGACAGAGGUGGCUUUGGCAAAUUUGAACGGAGUGGGAAUAGUCGGUGGUCUGAUAAAUCAGAUGAAGAUGACUGGUCAAAACCACUUCCACCAAGUGAUCGCUUGGAGCAGGAACUCUUCUCUGGAGGAAACACUGGAAUUAACUUUGAGAAAUAUGACGACAUUCCUGUUGAGGCAACAGGCAAUAACUGCCCCCCACAUAUUGAAAGUUUUAGCGAUGUUGAGAUGGGAGAAAUUAUCAUGGGAAAUAUUGAACUUACUCGUUACACUCGUCCUACUCCAGUGCAGAAACAUGCUAUUCCUAUUAUCAAAGAAAAGAGAGACUUGAUGGCUUGUGCCCAAACAGGAUCUGGAAAAACUGCUGCAUUUCUUCUGCCAAUUUUGAGUCAGAUUUACACAGAUGGCCCAGGCGAAGCAUUGAGGGCUAUGAAGGAAAAUGGAAGGUAUGGGCGUCGCAAACAAUAUCCAAUCUCCCUGGUUUUAGCACCAACGAGAGAAUUAGCAGUACAGAUCUAUGAGGAAGCCAGAAAGUUUUCAUAUCGAUCCAGAGUUCGUCCAUGCGUAGUCUAUGGUGGUGCCGAUAUUGGUCAGCAGAUUCGAGACUUAGAACGUGGAUGCCACUUACUUGUGGCAACACCAGGACGUCUAGUAGAUAUGAUGGAAAGAGGAAAGAUUGGCUUAGAUUUUUGCAAGUAUCUAGUGUUGGAUGAAGCUGAUCGAAUGCUCGAUAUGGGGUUUGAGCCUCAGAUUCGUCGUAUUGUUGAGCAAGAUACUAUGCCACAAAAGGGAGUUCGCCACACUAUGAUGUUUAGUGCUACUUUCCCCAAGGAAAUACAGAUGCUUGCUCGUGACUUCUUGGAUGAAUAUAUCUUUCUGGCUGUAGGCAGAGUUGGCUCUACUUCUGAGAACAUCACACAGAAAGUAGUGUGGGUGGAAGAAGCAGACAAACGGUCAUUUCUGCUUGACCUCCUAAAUGCCACAGGUAAAGAAAAUUACGACGAAUUUCAGCACAGCUCUGGUGGCUCAGGCAAAGAUUCACUGACCUUAGUGUUUGUGGAGACCAAAAAGGGGGCAGAUUCCUUAGAAGAUUUCUUAUACCAUGAAGGAUAUGCUUGUACCAGUAUCCACGGAGACCGAUCUCAGAGAGAUCGAGAAGAAGCACUUCACCAGUUCCGCUCAGGAAAAAGCCCAAUUUUAGUAGCUACAGCAGUAGCUGCAAGAGGACUGGAUAUUUCAAAUGUGAAACAUGUCAUAAACUUUGAUUUGCCGAGUGAUAUUGAAGAAUAUGUACAUCGAAUUGGUCGUACAGGUCGUGUUGGGAACCUUGGUCUUGCCACUUCAUUCUUCAAUGAUAGGAAUGCCAAUAUCACCAAGGAUUUGCUGGAUCUUCUUGUUGAAGCUAAACAAGAAGUGCCAUCAUGGCUAGAAAAUAUGGCUUAUGAACAUCACUAUAAGGGUAGCAGUCGUGGACGUUCUAAGAGUAGUAGAUUCAGUGGAGGUUUUGGUGCCAGAGACUAUCGACAAAGUAGUGGUGCCAGCAGUUCUAGCUUUAGUAGUAGUCGAGCAAGCAGCAGCCGCAGUGGUGGCGGAGGUGGUGGUCAUGGUAGUAGCAGAGGAUUUGGUGGAGGUGGCUAUGGAGGCUUCUACAACAGUGAUGGAUAUGGAGGAAAUUAUAACUCCCAGGGGGUUGACUGGUGGGGAAAUUGAAUCUGCUCACAGCAGGUCACCCUACCAAACAAGCUAAUAUGGAAACCACAUGUAACUUAGCCAGACUAUACCUUGUGUAGCUUCAAGAACUCGCAGUACAUUACCAGCUGUGAUUCUCCACUGAAAUUUUUUUUUUAAGGGAGCUCAAGGUCACAAGAAGAAAUGAAAGGAACAAUCAGCAGCCCUAUUCAGAAGGUGGUUUGAAGACUUCAUUGCUGUAGUUUGGAUUAACUCCCCUCCCACCCAUCCCUACCCCAAACUGCAUUUAUAAUUUUGUGACUGAGGAUCAUUUGUUUGUUAAUGUACUGUGCCUUUAACUUUAGACAACUUUUAUUUUGAUGUCCUGUUGGCUCAGUAAUGCUCAAGAUAUCAAUUGUUUUGACAAAAUAAAUUUACUGAACUUGGGCUAAAAUCAAACCUUGGCACACAGGUGUGAUACAACUUAAACAGGAAUCAUCGAUUCAUCCAUAAAUAUUACAAGGAAAAACUUAUGCGGUAGCCUGCAUUAGGGCUUUUGAUACUUGCAGAUUUGGAAAAACAAAACCAAAAACCAAAACAAACAUCUUGAAGCAUAUCAAUGGAAUUAGUUUCUAAUGUGGCAAACUGUACUAAGUUAAAGUUCUGAUUUGCUCACUCUAUCCUGGAUAGGUACUUAGAACCUGAUAGUCUUUAAUAAGCCAUUCCAGUCAUGAUGAGGUGAUGUAUGAAUACAUGCAUACAUUCAAAGCACUGUUUUCGAAGUUAAUGCAAGUAAAUACAGCAAUUCCUCUUUCAAUGUUUAGGCAGAUCAUUAAUGUGAGCUAGCCAAAUGUGGGCAGAAUAUUACAGGGAAAGUUUAAAGGUCUGAUAACUUGAAAUAGUUUUUAGGAGAAUUCAUCUAUUUAGACUUUUUAAAUGCCUGCCAUAAAUGAAAAUUGAAAUGGUAGAAUGGCUGACCACAGCAGUGAUCGGUCCUCUUUAAGGGCCUGGCUGAUUUUGGUCUAAUAACGCAUGCUAGUGUUGAUGUUUUUUGGUCAAGAGGGUAUGAACAGGAAGAAUUAUGCAGCAGGCUUUAUUUUAAUGCAGAUUCACAUUACUCUGUUCAAGCUGCGUUGAGAUGUUAAACUGGCUUACUGUAGACUUUGUAAAAAUGGCUCCAGAAGAGUAACAAACUGAAAUCUUUUGAGAUCACAGAGGUUGGAAAUAUGUACAUAACUGCACAAGGUGUCAAUUCUGCUAUCAGUGCAGUUUUAGUCAGUUUUAGUUGCAUAGGUUUCCAUUGUAUUUAUAGUCUGUUUAUGCUAAAUCUGGCCAAAGAUGAGUAUUGUCCACCACUAAAAAUGCCUCUGCCACUUGGAAUUUCUGUGCUAACUUUGUGGCCAGAGUGCCGUGAUCAAAACUCUCGAUCUUUUUUCAGUGGCAUAGGAAGACGGCAAAAAUCUCCUAAAGUGCAAUAGAUAUUCAAGUGUAUUGUGCCUUGUUAUAAAACUUUUAUUAAGUAGGUGCACUUGACAGUAUUGAGGUCAUUUGUUAUGGUGCUAUUUCAAUUAGUCUAGGUUUAGGCCCUUGUACAUUUUGCCCAUAACUUUUUACAAAAUUCUUCUUUUAUUGCACAUUCAGAGAAUUUUAUAUAUAUGUCUUGUGUGCGUGUCCUUAAACUUCCAAUCUUAUUUUGUCUCUUGGAGAUUGUUGAACGCAGCUUGUCUAAGAAGGGGAAGGGACUAGAUUCUAAAAUUUAUUUGGGACCAUGGGAAUGAUAGUUGGGAAGAAAACUAUUUGCACACGACAGAUUUCUAGAUACUUUUUGCUGCUAGUUUUGUGUAAUAUUUAUUGAACAUUUUGAAAAAUAUUUAUUUUUGUAAGCCUAAAAGUGAUUCUUUGAAAGUUUAAAGAAACUUGACCAAAAGACAGUACAAAAACACUGGCACUUGAAUGUUGAAUGUCACCGUAUGCGUGAAAUUAUAUAUUUCGGGGUAGUGUGAGCUUUUAAUGUUAAGUCAUAUUAAACUCUUAAGUCAAAUUAAGCAGACCCGGCAUUGGCAGUGUAGCCAUAACUUUCUGAUGUUAGUAAAACAAAAUUGGCAACUUGAAAUUAAAACAUGCCAAGGUUUUGAUACACUUGUCUUAAGAUAUUAAUGAAACACUUCUAAACACUGAUGUGAAGUGUCCAGAUUCUCAGAUGUUUGUUGCGUGAGUUUUGUUUAGUUGUGUGUUUUUUUUUUUUUUUUUUUUUUUUUUUUUGUUUGUUUUUGUUUUUGUUUUUUUUUUUCUCCGUGAAUGUCUGGCACAUUGCAAUCCUCAAACAUGUGGUUAUCUUUGUUGUAUUGGCAUAAUCAGUGACUUGUGCAUUCAGCGGUAACAUUUUAGCAAGUUUUAUCAGCCAGCAAUAUUUUCAGUUCAUAAAUAAGGAUUCAAAUCAUAUGCAAGAAUGGAUUUAAACUUGCUGAAUGUAAAGAUUGAACUUCAAGUCACUGUAGGUUUAGUAAUUGCUUAUUGUAUUAGUUUAGAUGCUAGCACUGCAUGUGCUGUGCAUAUUCUGAUUUUAUUAAAAUAAAAAGUUGAACUGCAGAGUCUACUUUUCUUUGUUGCUCUCACUUGCAGCCCAAUAUUAGGUGAAAGUAAAUACAGAUUGCUUUGUAAAAAAUUCCUGUUACUUUUUCAACUAUAAAUGAGUGUGAAAUGGGAAAUUUUAAGUUUUUAUCCUAACAUCCAGUAUACAGAUAAGUUGUUUCUUAGAAAUACACUAAAAUAACUUUAGUGGCUCAAGUCAGUAACUAUUUAGUAACAGACUGGAGUUGGAGUUGGAAAAUUCCACAUUUGCCACCAACUAUCAACUUAUCUGUGACCUUGUGAAAGUUCAUGACCUCUCCUUGUGUAUAAUGAGUGGGAUAUAUUGGAUAAAUUCUAUCCAAUUUUAAAUAGUAAGAAAUUUGAUAGAUAACAGGCAUUGGUGGUAAAGGGACAUAGAUAUAUUGCAAGAUAAAAACGGGUAGGGUUUGGCCUGGGUUCUUAAUGAACUUCAUGUUAACUUAGCUAGGGGAGUUAUGUCUGUUAGCUUUUAAAAGCCCAACUGCAUUUUAGAAACAAUUUAUUAAACCUAUUCUAAGCAGGAUACUUGGGGAUAUGAACUGGCCCUGUCAUCAAGAAGUUGAUAUCCUGAGUUAAAAAUAGGUACAUAAACACAUAAAGCAAUUUCAAGCAAGUGUACCAGUAAACAGCAAUCUUAAAAGUUGUAGGAAGAAAAGGAAUGAGACCUUAGGCUUGGGAGGAGGCAGUUAACAUCUCAAUUGUAUGCUUGGUGAGUGGAAACGGUAGAUAAGGAAGACUGACAUGUAGUCCUGUGCUAACGAUUUAUACCCCGGUAAGCCUCAAAUCAACAUCCUAAAUAGAAUGUAAUUUUUGAAAACAUGUUAGGAAUUGCUCUUGCCUAACUGGCUAAGGGAAAAUCGACUGAAUCAAAUUUAAUUAUAUAGGUUAUGUAAAAAUGAGUUGUGUACAAAAAUUAGAAUUAAAAAGAUUGUCAACCUGGGGAAAUUGUUCUUGAUGUCACUUAUCCCAAUAAAUGGUCAUAAGAUGACUGGAUAGACCUUUCAAAAAGGAAAUAACACUUUAAAUCACUACUAUUAAAUUCAAAUUGGCAACUGAAGCUUCAUUUCAAUGACAAAAUUGGCUAAAGUGAAUAAAGAAUGGAAAUGAUUGCAGGGUUGCAGGAAGACGGGCUCAUUAACACUUGGAAGUGGGCUGGCCUGACCAUUCUGAAAAAAAAAAAAUUGGAAUUCUUUUGUCAAGUCUCUGAACUUCAUUCUGGCCAUUUUCCUCAUGCUGUUGCAUGCCUCUGUGGACCCCCUUGGUCUCCAAUCUGCGCUUCUGCCUUCUGCCUAGGGGCCUUUCAUUCCUGAUUGAUGCGAGUUCACCAUAUACAACAGCCACAGACUCACCGCUCUGCAUUCUGGCAAUCUUAUCAAGGAUGUGGCAAUCUAUUGCCCAAGACUCAAUCUGUCCCUUUGACUUCCCAGAGCAUAAUUUCCUGGCUACCAUUUUCCUGUGUGUGUUGUUUUCCUCUGAGAAUGUAAGCUCCUUGAGGGCAGGAACUAUUAAUUGCUUUUUGUAUUUGUAUCUCCAGUGCUUAGCACAGUGCCUAGCAUGUAGUAAAUGCUUAAUAAAUGCUUUAAUUCAUUCA